AUGGCAGCUUCCUUUCCGCGGCCUCCCCCCACAGAUGCCGAACGUGAAAGGAUCAGAGAGUUAUCCAGGUAUUACUGCACCCUCGAUCGCAUCCCCUCCCUUCCGCAGCCCAACAACAAGGAGCGGACCACAGCAGGACAAGAAGAUGCUGACGAGGAUUCACCUCGUUUGUCCUCGGACAUCACCCUCACCGCCCUGAGUCAAUUGGCCGUGUUGCGCUUCGGGUGCAAUCGAGCCUUUAUCUCCAUUAUCGAUGAUGGGAACCAGCAUCUUAUCGCAGAGGCUACUGGCUCCAUCUCGCUACGUGACAAGGAUCGGCAUGCCCCAGAUGAUGCAAUUUACCUUGGUGUGCGAACGAUCGAUCUUGCCUGGGGAGUGUGCCCGCAUACUAUCUCCCUGUUUACCGGCCAGGACAUGUCUAAGGCAGUCGAGACGCCUAACAUGAUCGCGAAUAGUUCCCGCUUUGUUGUCAAGGAUUUCACCCAAGAGGACUUCUUCAAAGAUCGCCCAUAUGUAGUGGGAUGGCCCUACUUCCGCUUUUAUGCCGAGGUGCCCCUCUUUAGCCCCUCCGGCGUCGUGCUAGGGUCAUUUUGUGUCGUGGACAACAAACCACGAGAGCACUUUGCAGAAGAAGAGGUGGAUGCCUUGAAAGAGAUCGCUGAUGCGGUAGCAUUACAUCUUGAUAAAGUCCGCAUCUCGAUUGAUCAUCAUCGGACGGAGAAGCUGAUUAAAGGCCUGACCAAUUUUGUCAAGGACCAUGGGGAGUUCGACCCGGCCGAGGUGCCCCUGCCUACCAGCAAACAAUCAACGCUCAACACACUCAACUCUUCUCGCGACCGAUCGUCACUGAGUCUCCCCACCACAGGUGCUGGGGGAUCUGGAAACAUAGAGGGUCCGAUCAUGAGCGGUUCGACUGCGUCCGAGGUGGAGUUGUCGUCGCUAUUCUCAGGAGUGACGUCCUCCGAACAAACCAGGACGUCGUCUUUUUGUUACAAUUCAUCACAGUCCGCGGCACCAACGCCAGCUGAAGAGACUUUGGGCCCCCGGGAGGCUGCACCAGAGCGCCAGGAGCCGCCCACGGUGUCGGUGAAACGCGGCGUCAGAAAUGCGGACCAAAUCGCUCGGGUCUUUACUCGGGCUAGUGUCUCCCUGCAGGAUUCCCUGGAUCUAGAUGGGGUACUCUUCCUUGAUGCGAGUCGAUGUAACUCGGGCGUGGUGCUAUCGGCCGACGAGGCUCGAAGUUGGGAACCGCUUCCCACCACAGCAAAUCCAGAAUUCCUUGCCGACCCCUUCCCUAGUCCGCUUGAUUUACCGGGGGUAGGAUCACUAUCCAAAAUCGCAGAAAAGCCAUGUGAAGUGCUGGGCUGGUCUCAAAAUACACCGUCACCCACAGGUUCUGAUACCGUAGCGGUCACCGAGAGACUUCUCAGCCAAUUGAUUGCAACUUUUCCGCAGGGUCAGUUCUUUAAUCUCCAUGAAUGGGCGGAUGAGGAUGGAUGUGAAUCAGAUGGAGGAAUACGACAGGAUGAUGGGGCGAACCCCAAACACCUGCGUGACCUUGUCCGACAGCUCCGUCACCACAUUCCAGAUGCGUACAGUGUUCUUUGGUCGCCCUUGUGGUGCUGGAGGCAAUCACGGUGGGUUGCCGGCACCCUUGCGUGGUCUCGUGGUAGCGAUCGUGCAUUAGGAGUGUACGACCUGCCGUACUUGAGAGUACUCGGAGAUUCCAUUAUCUCCGAAUUGGCUCGGAUCGACUGGUCCACCACGCAACAGUCCAAAUCCGAUUUCAUCUCGUCAGUUAGCCAUGAGCUCCGCUCGCCGCUACAUGGCAUCCUAGCUAGCGCAGAAGUGCUCGAAGGUACUCCUCUUCAACCGACCCAGCUUCACUGGAUGAACAUGCUAAAGACAUGCGGCUGGGCCUUGUUUGAUACAUUGAAUCAUCUGCUUGAUUUUGCCAAGAUCAACAAUUUAACUACUGAGGACGCCGCACGGGAGGGCCGCAUUAGAGCAUCCGACGGCAGUCUGGCGACGACUUUUGACCUGGCUAACCUGAUUGAGGAGGCCACAAGGGUUCAAUAUGUUGGUCAACGGGUACCUAAAGCGACUGUGCCUUUUGUGGACCCCUUAGCCACUCCUAAGAACGAUGGUUCCAGCGACGAAACGACGGUUGUUGUUCGCAUUGAGGAACGGCAUGCGUGGAAAGUGCGAUCCCUGGCGGGGGCUUGGAAACGAAUUGUCAUGAACCUCCUCGGCAACUCGCUGAAAUUCACAAGAGCUGGGUUUGUGGAGGUCUCUCUCUCUAAAGUCAUGAAGCAGUCGGACCCCCACUCAGUUUAUGCUCAUCUUUGUGUGACAGACACCGGUAGAGGUAUUGAUCCGAUGUUCCUCAGAAACAAGCUUUUUUCCCCAUUCGCACAAGAGAAUGCUUUAUCGGAAGGCCUGGGACUAGGCUUCAGCAUUGUGCGUCAGUUAGUUGACACCAUGGACGGGCAUGUUAAUGUUAGAAGUGAGGUUGGUGUUGGUACACAGGUUGACAUCUACAUCCCUGUUCAACGCUUUGCCAGUGAUUAUUCCUCUUCAACUUCCAUGUCUAGCGCUCCGGUGAAGGCCUGCCUGGUUGGAUUCGAAGGAUAUCCAGAUAUAAAGGAAACCCCCACAGGGAUUUUGGCUGUCGAGGCCAAGAGGAAACUCGCUAUUCGGAGCUCAUUGGCCCCCGUGCUGAUGGCGCAAUGCGGUUGGAGUCUUUCGAUAGCGGAGUCUAUAGAAAAUGCUCACGGUGAUGUGGCCAUCAUUGAAGAGGAGGAAUACGCUAAGGCGACAAGCAACGGCCAAUUACCGCGUGAACUUCGCGAGAAAACCGGAAUCCACCUUUUCAUCAUUCUGGGUGGUACAGAGCCUCGUCUACACGACCUACCACCGAAUGCGAUCCGUGUAUCUCAGCCGUUUGGACCGGCAAAAUUCCAAGAGGUGCUUCAAAGGACACAGGAACUUUAUUUAAAGUCACUUGAAAAUCCCAGUCCUCCUCUUCCCACUCCAGACGAGCUAGUUAUGUCAAAGCGUCCCUCGCCGGGGCUCAUAUUACCAGCCAGUCCAGACGCUCCACAAGAUAAGGGAGUAGCACUGCCUCUUCGUGCUCCACAGCCGCCCCAGAACCCUGAUAUGAUACAUUGUCUCGUCGUUGAUGAUAAUGACAUCAAUUUAAAAAUCCUGUCUACCUUCCUCCGCAAAUUAGGAUGCAGCUACGACACUGCCUCAGACGGAUUGAUAGCCCUCAAUAAAUACAAAGACUCACCCCGACGAUAUGAUUACGUGCUGAUGGAUAUAUCAAUGCCCGUAAUGGAUGGGCUUCAGUCGACAAGUCACAUCCGACUGUAUGAGAAGGAACGGAAGCUUAAGCCAUCGCGGAUCAUGGCUGUCACCGGGUUGGGCUCAGCGGAGACCCUGCAAGAGGCGCUGGCCGCCGGUGUGGAUGACUACAUGGUCAAACCCAUCUCACUGAAAGCUUUGAAGAAGGUUAUGAACCUUGCAUGA
Messenger RNA from Aspergillus nomiae NRRL 13137, 3531 nucleotides. Its product is annotated as hybrid sensor histidine kinase/response regulator. The record is from RefSeq and is a predicted model, not a curated record. Gene Ontology annotation, biological process: phosphorylation; phosphorelay signal transduction system. Gene Ontology annotation, molecular function: protein binding; phosphorelay sensor kinase activity. Lineage: Eukaryota; Fungi; Ascomycota; Eurotiomycetes; Eurotiales; Aspergillaceae. The coding region runs from base 1 to 3531 and encodes 1176 amino acids. The transcript has 6 exons.